CGUGCAAGGCUUCAAUGUUUGGAUCUCGGCUUCAGUAUGAGGUCAGUUGAACAGGACAGUGAAAAUGGCCACUGAUUCUGGACACAGUUCACCAGAUCUUGAAGUUGCUGCAUUAUUCAACAGUUCUCUUCCAAGUAAGAAAAAUAACAACACCAGUAGCUCAUUGCCAGGAAAGCAAUCACUCAAAGCUGAAGAAAGCAAACCUAAUGAUACCAGUCUACACUGCUAUGCAGGUAAUGGCGACAUUGCAAACAUCAAACUUCUGAUAGCUAAUGGUGCAGAUGUGAAUGCUGUUGAUGAGUCAGGUAAUACCCCAUUAUCAUGGGCGGCGUAUCAUAGGCAGCUUGAAGUCAUCGACUGGUUGGUUCACUUCGGGGCAGAUAUCAACGGAAAGCCAUUUGAAUCAAACUCUCCUCUUUCAGUAUCGGCCAGCAAGGGAUACAUUGACUCCUGUAAACAUUUAUUGAAAUACGGUGCUGAUGUCGACGCCACCAACUUUGAAGAGGCCACUCCAUUGAUGUACGCAGCCUUUAAUGAUCAUCACCACGUUGUUAAACUUCUGCUUGAAAAUGGAGCUGACCUGACCAAGAAGAACAUAUACCAAACAACGGUAAUGGACAUUGCGCAAAAACAGGGGAAUAAAAAAGUCUUGGCGGAGAUCGACAACUAUCUCAUCAAAAUACUCAACGCUUAAGACCCUGUCGUUGCUGCAGGCAAGAGAAACGCGCUCAAGUCUCGAAAGGCCAUCCAAGUCGACUUCUAGAUUAUAAUUCUAACUUGCCUUUUAAGAUGCGUAUGAAAAAGCACACAUAAGGAGAGUUAAUUGAAUCAUUGUAAAUACAAACUUGAGGCUGAACUUGCUGCCACGUGCUGAGACCUUCUGCAGUAGGAACCACGUUGCUCAUAAAAACAAACAACCGACAACGUUUGAAGGUAAGUCAGGACAAGGCGGCGCAUGGUUUGUCAAGAUUAACUGACUGUCAAACGCUUUGUUAGAUGUGAAUUUCAUAGUUCUGAGUUCGUAGUUCUAGAAAAAAAUGUCACUUAGAUAUUUAUUUGAUCGCAAAUGAUUAUUUAAAGCAGCGCCCUGCUUGCAUAAAUUUAUCUGUAUAAUUGAUAACCAAACAAUAACAGACGCCUCAUUUUGUAUAUAGCUAUUUUUAGUAUUUUAAGGCAGAUCAAAUAAUUUGAUAAAAAUUAAUUUUAUUAUGUCAACAUGGAGGAGA
Messenger RNA from Rhopilema esculentum, 1226 nucleotides. RefSeq lists its product as uncharacterized. The record is from RefSeq and is a predicted model, not a curated record. NCBI's taxonomy places the organism in Eukaryota, Metazoa, Cnidaria, Scyphozoa, Rhizostomeae, Rhizostomatidae. Gene Ontology annotation, molecular function: protein binding.